GCAGAGCGAAGUCGAGAACUUGUUUCAGUGUAGUCGUCGAAGAAGAAGAUGGUGAGGAGAACCCUACAAUCAGCGAAGGAGACAAAGCGAGAACACGAAGAUGGCAAUAAAAGGAACCAGCAGAAUGAUUUAUUCGCUUCUUGUUCCUUCUCUUCCCUCGGCCUCCAUCCCAAGCUAUGCGACGAGCUCCGAGAAAGGAUGGGAUUUCACGCUCCUACGCAAGUACAAGCUCAAGCUAUUCCUGUUAUUCUCUCCGGUCGCGAUGCACUUGUUAAUGCAGCUACCGGCACUGGAAAAACUGUAACGUAUUUGGCACCGAUUAUUCAUCACUUGCAGAGUUACUCUCCUAAGAUUGAUCGUUCCCAUGGAACAUUCGCUUUGGUGCUUGUCCCGACGCGUGAACUGUGCCUUCAAGUGUAUGAGACAUUGCAGAAGCUGCUGCAUCGGUUCCACUGGAUUGUACCAGGUUAUGUGAUGGGAGGGGAGAAAAAGGCUAAAGAGAAAGCUAGACUGAGGAAAGGCAUAUCUGUCCUCAUCGCCACCCCAGGACGCCUUCUUGACCACUUGAAGAGCACAGCUUCGUUUGUGCACAAAAAUCUGCGUUGGGUUAUCUUUGAUGAAGCUGAUCGCAUACUUGAAUUAGGUUUUGGCAAAGACAUAGAGCAGAUACUUGACCAUCUAGGUUCCAGACGAAAUGGGGAAGUGGGAGAGGAUGGUGCUGUUUCCAAUGGUUCUCAGAAGCAGAACUUGUUGUUGUCAGCCACUUUAAAUGAAAAAGUAAACCACCUUGCUAAAAUUAGUCUGGACAAUCCAGUAAUGAUUGGUCUUGACAACAACCGACCCCAAGAUUUAUCAUUUCACGCUCCUGGAUCUCCUGUCUCGGAUGCUGAUGAUAUGAUCAUUCAUGUAAACAAAGGGAUAGACUCUUCAUCGGGGGAUUACAGAAUACCAUCCCAGCUGGUGCAGAGAUAUGCCAAAGUACCAUGUGGCUCACGGAUUGUUGUACUUCUUUCUGUCCUGAAAAACCUGUUUGAGAGAGAAGCUUCUCAAAAGGUGGUGGUGUUCUUCUCGACACGUGAUGCUGUAGAUUUUCAUUACUCGCUUCUGAGUGAAUUCCAGUGGCCACCAAGUUCUGACCCAGAAGUAGAGAUUAAGCAACUGUUCCUGAAAUGCAAAACUUUUCGAUUACAUGGAAGCAUGGAGCAAGAGGAUAGAAGAACCGCAUUUGGGGCCUUCAACACAGAGAAACAGGCUCUUCUCUUGUGUACAGAUGUAGCUGCAAGAGGCUUGGAUUUCCCAAAAGUAAAAUGUAUCGUACAGUAUGACUCUCCUGGGGAAGCCACUGAAUAUGUGCAUAGAGUUGGUAGAACGGCUCGUUUAGGCGAAAAAGGAGAGGCCUUGCUAUUUCUACAACCGAUUGAGAUAGAUUAUCUGCAAGAAUUGGAGAAACAUGGUGUGUCACUCACGGAGUAUCCUCUUCUGAAAGUACUGGAUAAGUUCCCGCUGCUUGGCCAUAUGCCCCGUAUCCGAAAGGUUAUCUCACCAGAAUCACAUCCAUGGGUCAUAUCUCUGCAAAAAGCUCUUGAAUCGUUUGUCUAUGCUGAGCUGAAAAUGAAGAAGCUGGCAAAGAGUGCGUUUGUUUCUUGGGUUAGGGCAUAUGCAGCUCACAAAGGAGAGCUGAAGAGACUCUUUGUGGUGAAGAAGCUUCACCUUGGGCAUGUUGCUAAAAGCUUUGCACUGAGAGAGCAGCCAUCUUUGGUGGGGAAAGCACACCAUAAACAGCAAUCUAAGAAGAGGAAGAGAGACGAACGGCAAAAGGGGCAACAAUUGAAGAAGAGGAAGAAGGUGGGGACACAAAACACAUGAGAAAACUCGGACAAAUGGUUAUACGCUGCAAAACCAUGAUUUAUCUCUUCUUGUUGUUAAGAAUUCGUAUAGGCCUUGUGGUUCAGUUUUGAAAUGUGAGCCAUGAACCACCGACCGGAAAAGGAUAUGAUUUGUUGAGAAUUUAUAAUAGCAAAAUGUUGUAACUUUAAA
This is a messenger RNA of Tarenaya hassleriana, 2037 nucleotides long. Its product is annotated as DEAD-box ATP-dependent RNA helicase 17. The coding region runs from base 49 to 1866 and encodes 605 amino acids. Gene Ontology annotation, cellular component: nucleus. NCBI's taxonomy places the organism in Eukaryota, Viridiplantae, Streptophyta, Magnoliopsida, Brassicales, Cleomaceae. Gene Ontology annotation, molecular function: nucleic acid binding; RNA helicase activity; ATP binding. Gene Ontology annotation, biological process: ribosome biogenesis. The transcript has 10 exons. The record is from RefSeq and is a predicted model, not a curated record.